CUUGCAGAUUUCAUCAAAUAAACCCGAAAUGCUUGCAGUGAAAGGAAAAACUGAAAGAAAAUCAGCAGAUGGCAGUAUAAAAGAAGAUGAUAUUCUUGUAUCACAGUACAAUGCUGGUCAGAAAGAAGCUUUGAGGGCUGUUUUCAAGCAAAGGACACAAAAUGAGCCAGUCUGUAAAGAGGUGAAGGUGCAACUUUUGGAAAACCAAAUUUCUGAAAAAACAGAAAUGGGAGCACAGAAUAAUCAGUUAGAACACUGUAGCUUACAGCAAGCUUCAGCUGCUGCAGCUGCCACUGCAGCUGCUGUUGCUGCUACUGUACCCCUUUUCAAGGUUCAUAAUGAUUUAGAAGCCAAGAUUGCCUCGGUUGCAGAAUUAGUUACCAAACUACAAGAGACUGACCGACAAAUGCAAAAUGUUGCUGAACAGCAAGCACAUGUCCAAGUCCAGGAGACUGGUUGGCCUCAUCACCGCGAAAGGGUCUUUGAAUUAGAAAAGCAACUAAACAGUGUCAUUGAACAGAGAAUAGAGCAUCUCGAAAAAUUACAGCAACAACAGUUGCAGCUACAGUCCUGUUUUAUGAAUUCUGCAAUCAGUACAAACAGCCGUCAUGCAUUGAGUGUUCAUCCUGCAUGUUUUCAUUCAAUUCCACAUAGUUCAACAGCAAAAUCAACUUCAAAAGGUUUCCAGUGGUUGCCAAGCAACAGCAUUAAUUAUUCACAUACCAGAGCUGUACCUUCUGAGAGCCUUCCAGUAGCAACGGUAUAUGGAGGUCAACUUCAAAAAACUAAACCUAGCUUGGAAAAAUCACCACUGGAGACACCAGCUCCACGCAAAUUUGCACCUGUGCCAAUGUCCAAAGAAAAUGGAUCAGCUCCAUUAGUUAAUUUAGGAAAUGGAAGAUUUUUGGAAGAUAUUCUAAAUAAGCAGGAAACUCCUGUGAGACAGACAGAAUCUGUUGAGAAGGUCAGUGUUUCCAUGACAACAGCAGGCAGCAAUCCACAGAGCUCUGGCAUCCUGCUGACAGAAUCCUUCCCUGCCUUGGGAGGCCCCUCUAGGGGUUCAGAACUGGUGGAGGGUAUAUCCAGUACAACUGUGCAGAAAGCAACUGAAGUGCUCCAUGACCUUGGCCGACUUAAGAGAGAGAUGCAGAGCAUUCUGCAGGAAGGAGAACAGUGGCGUUCAGAAAUAAAAGGCUUUACCAAGCCUGCUGAAACCUUUUCUAUGAAGCAGAGAAUGAACACCAGCCAGAAUAUCACUCCUAGGACUAUUGAUCCAGUACACAUCCAGCAUCCUCUGGCUGAAGGGCCUGUAAAUGCCAACUGCUUCACCAACACAGCUCAGCUUGCAAAACCUUCCCUCCUUCAGUCUGUGGAAGCCCCUAAGUCAAUGUUCUUUGAUGCUGAAAGGAUUCUGCGAGAAGUAAAAAACAACAAGAAAGUCCUUGAAGAAAAUCUGGAAGCAAUUAUUAGAGCAAAAGAUGGAAAUGCUAUGUAUACACUUAUCAGUGCCCUGUCUGCCAACAGAGAUGCAGCAGAAGAAAUUCGCGUAAGAAAAACAGUCGAUGCUUGGAUUGCAGCUAUUAGUAAAGAUAUUGAGGAUGAAAUAGCAAGAAAUGAACUUAUUCAAGAGAAGAAGAGGAAGGAGAAGGAACAGCAGAUUCUUUCAUUGAAGAAAGGGCAGAGCGCAGAAGUUGUGAAUCCAUUUAAAGUUAAAGCACAAAAGAAGCUUGUAUCACUUGCAAAGAAACCUGCAACUUCAACUAGGAUUCUUCCAAAGCAGUCAACAGAAACUUGUGGAAAGCAAAACUUGAUUAGUAGGCCUGUUUCACAAUCUUUUCAGAAUACGGUAAAGACAAAGGUGCCUCCUCAGGUUAAUGAAGCACUGUUACAAGAUGAAGAUUACCUUUCUCGUGUAUAUGGGAAAGCUGUUUACCAGGGCCAUCGUUCUACUCUGAAGAAGGGACCUUAUAUUCGACUUAACUCACCUUCGCCCAGAUCUAAAGCACAGAGACCAAAAGUAGUUGAGAGCAUUAAAGGUGUGAAGGUAAAAUCUGCUAGAACACAAACACACUUGCUCCCUACAAAAUCUGCUAUAAGCAGUCCACCACAGCACCCUCUUUCUGCUCCACUCAUACCAACUAAGCAAUAUGUAUUCAGUCCUGUCAGAGAACUACAGCCAGACGCUAUCUUCUCCGGACCACUUGAAGGGCAUCUUAUCCCAGUGGCUGUUCCUCUAGGUCAGCCACGUAUUGAUGGGACUGCACCACAGCCAUCUGGUGUUUUUCUAACUACACCACAGCCUGUAACAAUUACAACUUCAAUUCUCCCAUCGCCCCCAAAGGCACAGUCAAAAGUAAAGAAACCUAACAUUGCAGUUGUUGAAAUGCGAUCAGAAAAGAAAGACCCUCCAAAACUUAAUAUCCAGGUUUUGCCAAACGUAGAUAUUGACAGUAUUACAAGUGGUAGCAGUGAUGUUAGUAAGAGAUCUCCGAGUCCUUCAAGACAGGCACCAACACUCCCUCCUGCACAGACUGUGAUACAGUCCCCAGAGCCAGAUGAUGAAGAAGAUGAAGGUCAAUUUCCAGGAAGUGAUUUUCUAGCAGUAGCAGAUGUGACUCAGAUGAACCAUGAAAAUGAAGAUGUUUCCCCAGAAAGCCCUGAACCACCUAUAGAGCUAAAUGGCUGGUCUGAGCCUUUUGCAGUUAAUCAUGGGCUAGUAUUUCCACCUUCAGUUCCUGUUUCACAGCCCACUGUGGACAUUGUGGACAAAAUGAUUAGAGAGAGAGAAACGGUGGAAAACAGAGUGAUCAACUGGGUAGAACAGGAAAUCAUGUCCCGUAUCAUCACUGAGAUGUAUCCUGUCCGUGAAGAGCCAUUAGCAGAAAUCAGCGUAUCGGAGAGCUCAGAGAAUCAGUCUGCACACACAGACAUUGUUGAAGCUGCAGGGGGUGGAGGAUUUCAGCUGUUUGUCGAUGCUGGUGUCCCAGUUAAUUCCGACCUGAUUCGUCAGUUUGUGAAUGAAGCUCUUGCGGAGACAGUAGCCAUCUUGCUGGGUCAGAGAGAAGGUCAACACAUGUCUCCUACACCACUACUUCCCGAAAGCAAAACACCAUUGCCAGAGAUGUGUGGCCUAACACCAGUGGCUACCCCACAAGCCACACCGCCUGAUUCACCACCACCACCACCAGUCAAGGUUUCCUCGCCAGUAAAAACUCCAGUGAUGUCACCACAGACAUCUAUUGAAUUCAAAGAAACUGAAUCAAAGCCUUUCCAAGAACCAGAAUUAGGAGCUGCAUCUGACAAAAGCAUUGUUGGUACACCUGUUGCCACUCCUAUGGCAAGUCCACCAAGAGUCGUUACACCAACUCCACCAACAUCAGAAAAUAUUUCAGAAGCAAGUAUAACUCAAAAUCCAGAACCUGUCCAACAAGUUCCCAAGCCUUGGGGGGAUGUUGAACUUCCUCUGGCGGAAGAAAACCCAAAUUCUGCAUCUGAAAAAAUUCCCCAGCCUGAAGCCAUCACAUUGUCAGUGGCCAACGAUGAAGAACCUACUAGCCUUGUAGCGCCACUGCCUGUGAUAAAUGAAGUUCCUAGCCAGACGCUUCGUGAACCUACGCCUGCUCCGCCUGCACAUUCACCAGUUUACACCCCAUCUUUAGAGAGCACCAGCUCAACAAUUUCCAUCACUGAAACAGAAACUGUAGAUAGACCCAUCUCUGAAGGAGAGGUCCUCAUCACCUACAGACAAAUAAUUGCUGCAAGAGCAUUGGCAGAAGGAGGGGUACCUCAUGUUAACCUUAAUACAAGCCUUUCCAGCACUUUGCAGGAUGCCCAGGAUAUGGAUUAUGAUUCGCCUAGUGAAGGGCAAGUAAUAAAGAAACCUCACAGAGGACAUCACCGAGAUCCUGUUCUGGGUCUUUUGGCCAACAUGAAUCAGGACCCAGUCAUUAGACAAGCACUACAAUUUCAUAGUCAGAGUUCUGAUGAGGAGUGCAGUGGAGGAGAGAUUAGCGAAGGGCAAAGACCCCAGAUGACUGUCGCAGCCGAAUUUAUCAUGACUGGACAUUCUGUUUAUAUGGAUCAACCAGCACUGAGUGGCCUUAGAAAUGAACGCAGAAGACAUACACCAUCUCCAGAGCAGCUGAACAGAACCACAGGUGAUGUGUUCGAUGAUUCACUCCUCAGUCAUGGUCCCAUGAGCCUUGGUGAAUUAGAGACUCGACCAGUUCCUCUUCCCCAUGUACAACAGAUGACACAUUUCUCCUCAAGGCCUGUUGAUGUGGAACAUGGGUCGCAGAGGCUUGAGAACAUACAAGUGAUACAGGUUGAAAGCAGAGCAGAAGACUCCAGAACUCCAGGUUUACUUACUGAUUUGGAUCGGACUAAUGUGGCACCUGAUUUAUCUCUCACCUCUGACAUUUCAGGAUCACAGCCAGUACCAUCUUCACAACCUCAGGCAGUACCGGUCAUGGUGUCUGUAACCUUGCCAUCCAUGAAUGAAGAGGACCAAGCUGAUAGUGUCAGCACUAUUGAUGCUGAUACAGAUUCCUCUGGAGCUGACACUUUUUAAAUAAGAGACUCUACUGCAGUAUCACGAGGUUGCUGAUGAUAAAUGCUUUUACCUCAAACAGUUUUUGUAACUGGAACAGACAUACAUGUUUAAACCACAUCACCUACAUUUUAAGGGAUCCUCAGUUAGAGUCAUGAUUUAUCUAAGGUGGCUGCUAUGAUCCUGUUAACUUGAAACUUGCUGUGCCUUUCUUUACCAAGUACAGGUUUACACACAGUCCAGCUGAAGUAAAACACAUUUUGUGUGCUUUUUAUAAUAAUGCCGAACAAAUACUUGGGAGUUCUUCUUUAAAUGUGCAUUAAUAAAAUAUAAUUAAAAUUAUUUGUGUAAACUAUGUAGUUUUUUAAGUGUUAUACUGUGAAAUUGUAUAUUUUCUUGAGUUUUAUUGUACAACAUAUUGAUUUG
Molecule: messenger RNA, 4975 nt
Organism: Protopterus annectens (West African lungfish)
Lineage: Eukaryota; Metazoa; Chordata; Ceratodontiformes; Protopteridae
Product: KIAA0586 ortholog
Exons: 31
Coding region: 29-4570 (1513 amino acids)
Biological process (GO): smoothened signaling pathway
Cellular component (GO): ciliary basal body; centriole
Source: RefSeq, a predicted model, not a curated record